Messenger RNA from Peromyscus leucopus (white-footed mouse), 3226 nucleotides. It is a transcript of the gene Dcstamp, whose product is annotated as dendrocyte expressed seven transmembrane protein. The transcript has 4 exons. Lineage: Eukaryota; Metazoa; Chordata; Mammalia; Rodentia; Cricetidae. The record is from RefSeq and is a predicted model, not a curated record. The coding region runs from base 218 to 1681 and encodes 487 amino acids. Gene Ontology annotation, cellular component: membrane.
UAGAGUUAGUUAAUGCCUGGAACAUGUUCUAAGGAAAGUGCUAGAAUGAAGUCCACGGUUCUUUCACACCGGUUUCCCCUUGGUGAUAUUAAAUGACUUAGUCACUUUGUGAGGGAAAUGAAGAGAUUGAUUCAGGAUGAUGUGGCCACCUUGUCACGUCUAGUUCCCCUUUCCCUGCUCUAUAUUAAGCCUUGGAGCUUCCAGGAGGGCGUGUUUUAUGUUCGUGGAGGAAGCAGAGGGAAACUCGGACACAGGGAGUAUGAGGCUCUGGACCUGGGGCACUAGUAUCUUCCUAAGGCUUUGGGGGAUAUAUGUGUUUCCAGGAAGUACUGGCUGGCUGGACUUUAUCCAGCAUCUGGGAGUUUGCUGCUUUGUGGCUUUCCUCUCCGUGAGCCUCCUGUCUGCAGCCUGCUACUGGGUCCUCCCAUCAGUCGCCUCAAUCGCGGUGCUCUCCACUGUCUGGACGAUCAUCUGUGUUUUUCUGUGCUGCUCCAAGCAUGCGAGGUGUUUCAUUCCUCUGACCUUCCUCUCCUGCAGCCUCCGCGAAGGCAGAAACGCUUUGAUUGCAGCAGGCACGGGGGUGGUGAUCUUCGGACACGUGGAAAAUAUGUUUCAUAACUUCAGAGGUCUCCUAGACAGCAUGACUUGCAACCUAAGGGCGAAGAGCUUUUCAAUACAUUUUCCACUUUUAACACGAUAUAGUGAAGCCCUUCGGUGGAUUUAUGGCCUCGCCAGUCCGCUGAACCUGUUUGAUGACCUCGUUUCUUGGAACCAGACUCUAGUGGUCUCCCUUUUCAGUCCCAGCCAUACCCUGGAGGCUCAUAUCAAUGACACCAAAGGAGAAGUCCUGGGUGCCCUGUGCCAUAUGGUAGUCAUGACAGAGCUUCUGUCUUCCUUAGGCCAGAAGCUUCUUGCCCUCACCGGGCUUCUGCUCAUUCUAGUCAGCACUGGCCUCUUCAUGAAGCGAUUCCUGGGUCCUUGUGGCUGGAAGUAUGAGAACAUCUAUAUCACCAGACGAUUUGUUCAGUUUGAUGAAAAGGAGAGGAACCAACAGCGGCCCUGUGUCCUCCCUCUGAACAAGAAGGAAAGGAAGAACUACAUCAUCAUCCCAUCUCUGCAGCUGACUCCCAAAGACAGGAAAAAACUGGGGCUGUUUUUCCUUCCCAUCCUGACCCACCUCUACAUGUGGGUGCUGUUCGCAGCUGUGGAUUAUCUGCUGUACCGACUCAUUUCCUCCGUGAGCAAGCAGUUCCAAAGCUUGCCAGGGCUUGAAGUUCACUUGAAACUGCGCGGAGAGAGGCAAGGAACUCAAGACGUCAUCCAUGAUUCUUCCUUUAAUAUAUCUUUGUUUGAAGCCAGCUGCAUCCCUAAACCUCGGCUCAGUGUGUCUGAGACGUGGCUUCCUCUCAGCAUUAUUCUAGUAACACUAAUAGUCCUAGGACUGUUGUCUUCCAUGCUGAUGCAGCUUAAAAUUCUGGUGUCAGGAUCCUUCUACCCUGGAGUGGAGAGGGAGCGCAUCCAAUACCUCCAUGCAAAGCUCCUUAAGAAAAGAUCAAAGCAGCCACUGGGAGAAGCUGAAAGGAAACUGAGUCUGUACUUUAAGAAGAUUCAUUUUUGGCUUCCCAUCCUGACAGUUAUUAGGAAGAAACAUAUGAACACUUCAGAUGAAGAUGACCCUUGAGAAACAUGGAGUCCCUCUUCCUGGGUCAGAUGCUGCUGCUCACUGUUUGUUCAACAAUAGAGGACUACAUGAGAGGUUGGAGUUUACAGGACCCCUUUCCUCUCUGGUUAUUUUUUAAGCUACUUGUCCAUCAUAAUGCCAAAUGGCUCCCAGAUCAGUGGUUUUUCAGUCUGUCUUCCAAACUAAACCCAGUAUCUAGACUGUACCACAGCUGAAGCGACUGUGACGGCUGAAAUGGAAGUGUCCUCCAGAGGUUCGGGUGUUUGAAGACUUAGUCCUCCAUUGACGGUGCUGUUUGCGGGAGGCUUAAGAGAUGUGGCCCGGGGGAUAAAGUGUAUCACUGGAGGAGAGCGUUGCAGUUUUAUAAGAUAUGCACCAAUUCCUGUUCACUCUCGGCUUCCUGCUUGUGCCUGGAGAUGUGAGCUCUCAGCUGGUCCUGCCUUCGUGUGUGCCCUUCACCACAAUUCCCCACUGUGACGGUGAUGGAGCCGUAUCUCUCUGGAACCUUAAGUCCAAAUAAACCCUUCCUCCUGCAAAUUGCCUUGAUUUAUCACUCACUGCCUUAGGCAAGUAAUCAGUACAGAGGCCUCUUGCUGAGGAGUCCCAGCACAGAGAAAAAAAUUCAAAAUACAAUUAUGAAGUCUGUACUUCGGUCUCACCAGCAGAUGCUCAGAACUCACGUAUACAAAGGCAGUGUGUAUCUAUCAACCUCCUAGUCUUUCUGCCCUCUCAAUGUCUCCCAUAUGCUGUCUUUAACAAUGCCACCCCACAGCUGCCUCUCCCCCCACCCAUUCCCCUUUGUCACCCAUUCCCCUUCGUCAGAGACACUUUCUGAAGCCUGUUUACAAGAACACUCAAUCCCUUCCCAUCACCUCCUCUUCUCUCAUACCCUCUAUGUCUGUUUUGGUGACUCUUUUCGUAACUCCUCCAUACUAAGUUUGGGGGCAGGAUGGUGCAUUGCACAGCCUCCUAGGCCAUGCUUAUUAAAAUGUACAUCUUGGAUCUCUUCUCACCUUUUCUAUCACAAAAUAUCUAGGAGAGGGGAACUCUCCUUGAAUACUGAUCCUGUUAUCUCUAAGCACCAGAAUAGGGGAAUCAUUUCUUUCUUCUUUUUUUUUUUUAAUUUGUAUCUUUUCAUUUUGAAAAUUUGCAGGCUUAUAAAAAGUUGAGGAAACAGUAUAAAGUUGUACUUGCCCUUCACCAUUGUCUUUGAAAAUUAACAUCUUACAUAACCGCCUCAAAAUCAGAAAAAUGACUUUGAGAGAUACAGAAUCCGAGCUCUUGUUGCAAUUUUGCCAACUGAAGGACUGGUACCCCCUUCUGGACCCUUGAUUCACGCCAGGAUCCCACAUUACCAGUAAUGGUGCGAUUUCUCUAGUUGCUCCAACCAGGGACAAACCCUCAGCAUCUCCUUUGUCCCGGGACCUUGACACCUUUGGAGAAUCAUGGCCAGUUACUCUAUCUCCUUCCAUUUGGAUUUGCAAAGCUUCCCUCCUAGUUACACCAAGGUGAUGACUUUUAGUUGAGAAUUCUACAAAGGUGAGC